UAAUUUUAGUAGAACAAUAACCAAGUUGGCUUUGCAGGAGUAGAUUACUCCAUGGCUACUCUGGGUUUAUUUAAUACUUAAUGCUGGAACCAUACAGGGAACUUAAUACAGAUUUCAAAUUCAGACUGACAACAUUAUGAUUCUUCUGCAAAACCUCCUUGUUAUUUGAAAUUAGGGUGACCAUAAGAGACGUCUCUCUUGAGAUAAGGAUCGCAACGGUUUCGGAAUGUUUUUCUAGUUUUUAGGAAAUGUGAAGAACCUGUAUGAGCUUGUCCUGUAGGCAGAAACGGGGUCUACAAGUGCUAUUGAAAGAUCUAAAGACCUUCAGGACAUGAAACAGUAGUCAGUUAGAGACUGGUUUUCUUUGGGAAUUCCUUCAAAAAGCCUGCAGACAUACAUAGAUAAAACAUACUGUUAACGCUUUCCUAAGAUGUUGCUGAAAUGGACAUUUCUUUUGGGUCUCUUUCUGCCGUCAUGCAGUGGAUGUUCCAGUGGAUAUACAUUUGUUAAAAGGAAAUGUGUUGAUAUAGAUGAGUGUGUGACAGAUCCGGGUCUGUGUGGUGAUGACGCUCAGUGUUUCAAUACACCUGGAAGUUACUACUGCAACUGUAAUGAAGGAUUUCGAUCAGCAGCAGCCAGUUUCACAGUAACAUCGGGGGAGUGUAGGGAUAUCAAUGAGUGUAUUGAGAAAACCCAUGAAUGCAGAGGUGAUAUGAAGUGUGUGAACACCAUGGGCUCCUUCUUGUGCUUCUGUCCACCUGGAUUUCAUGAACCAACAACAGGCUCAGGAUGUGAAGAUAUAGAUGAGUGUGUGACAGAUCCGGGUCUGUGUGGUGAUCAUGUUCAGUGUUUCAAUACACCUGGAAGUUACUACUGCAACUGUAAUGAAGGAUUUCGAUCAAUAACAGCCAAUUUCACAGCAACAUCGGGGGAGUGUAGGGAUAUCAAUGAGUGUAUUGAGAAAACACAUGAAUGCAGAGGUGAUAUGAAGUGUGUGAACACCAUGGGCUCCUUCAUGUGCGUCUGUCCACCAGGAUUUCAUGAACCAACAACAGGCUCAGGAUGUGAAGAUGUGGAUGAGUGUGUUUCCUCAGUGUGUGGAGUUCACAGCAGCUGCAUUAACACACUUGGCAGCUUCCGCUGCAUCUGUUCUCCAGGGUUUCUCAAACAUGAGAACGGCUCCUGUACAGAUGUGGAUGAGUGUGUUUCCUCAGUGUGUGGAGUUCACAGCAGCUGCAUUAACACACUUGGCAGCUUCCACUGCAACUGUUCUCCAGGGUUUCUCAAACAUGAGAACGGCUCCUGUACAGACAAAGAUGAAUGUACAGAUGUUCCUGAUGUUUGUGGCACAAACGCCAACUGCUCCAAUCAUCAGGGCAGCUACAGCUGUAAAUGCCAUGAGGGUUACAGUAACUAUGGCAAUAGCCAAUCAAAAUGCACUGAGAUGAGCUGCGACCACUUUGAGUCUGACACAGAGGACACGCCUGCAAAGUUGAAGACUUUACUGGCGCUGUUGAGGAGCAGCUGUGAGUCUAUGCGUGGCCCAAACAGCCAUCAGAUAGGAGAGCAGUUACUGGAGAACUUGUUUACUUUCACUGACGAGCUGCUGUCGGGUGGAAACAUCGCUGACGGGAAGAUGCUGAAUCAUUGUCUUGACGCGGUGGAGAACAGCAUGCGUCUGAUUGGACCUCAGCUGAAAGAGCCUGUGACCAGGAUGGAGACACACAACACCUUUGCUGAAGUUGCAGUCAUGCGGGGGCAGACUCCACCCAGUGGGCGUGUCACUCUGAGCACAGACUCCGCCCUCUUCAGCACCAGCUGGGAAACAGUUGUAGGCAAAUCAUAUCCAGGUUUUGCAUUUGCGGCUCUGGUCAGUUAUAAAGAUCUGAACUCAUCCAGUGAUCUGCUCCACAAGAUGAGCAAUGAGAGAUCAGACGAUAAAGAGAGAAGUGUCACUUAUCAACUCAACUCUAAAGUGGUGACGGCCGUCGUCAGUAAUGAAGAAACCAAGCAGCUGUCAGAGUCGGUGACGCUCGUCUUUAGACACGUGGAGGAAAGAGUGGAGUCUGAGGGCAUGGCUUACUCUUGUGUGUACUGGGAUGAGACUGAGGGGGCGUGGUCUGGGCGGGGCUGUAAGAGGACUGAGUCUAACAGCACUCAUACAGUGUGUUCCUGCUCUCAUCUCAGUAGUUUCGCUGUGCUCAUGGCUCUCUAUCCUGUCCAGGACGCAUUUGAUUUGGUGUUGAUCACACAAGUGGGUUUGGCUCUGUCUCUGGUCUGUUUAUUUCUCUGCAUCCUGACUUUCAAGUUCUGCCACUCUAUCCAAGGAACCCGAACCAGCAUUCAUCUCCAUCUGAGCAUCUGUCUCUUCAUUGCAGACCUCAUCUUCCUCUGUGGGAUCACCAGUACUCACAAUCAGGUAGCGUGUGGGAUUGUGGCCGGUCUGCUUCAUUUCUUCUUCUUGUCUGCGUUCUGCUGGAUGCUGCUGGAGGGAGUUCAGCUCUACCGGAUGGUUGUGCUUGUGUUUCACACCACAUUAAAACACCUCUACAUGUAUUUGGUGGGAUACGGAGUCCCUCUCGUCAUCGUCACCAUCUCUGCCAUCGCCUUCCCAGCAGGUUAUGGGACCAGUAGACACUGCUGGCUCUCUCUCGAUCUUUACUUCAUCUUGAGUUUUUUCGUGCCAGUCUGCAUCGUCAUGAGCCUCAAUUGUUUCUUCUUCAUCAUCACUGUCUGGAAACUGGCCCAGAAGUUAUCCAGCCUCAAUCCAGACCUCUCCAGCCUCCACAAGAUCAGGAGUUUCACGGUGACCGCUGUGGCUCAGUUGUGUGUUCUCGGAGGAACGUGGGUCUUCGGCUUCUUCCUCUUCCAGGAGGACGGGACUGAAGUCAUGUUGUACCUCUUCACGAUCUUAAACAGCCUGCAGGGGGCGUUCAUCUUCAUCAUGCACUGCCUGCUGUCCAAACCGGUCAGGACGGAGUAUUACACCCUGUUUGUCCGAAUGUGUCCACACAAGAAGAAAGUGGAAUACAGUAUCAGCAGCAUUCAGAAACCUCUACGGAGCGAAGACAGCACAGGAGAGUCCAAGAUAUAAAGCACUUGUCAUAUUCUGAUUUUACCAACCCUUAAGCACUUGAACAGUUUUGUAAAAAAUGAAGAUUAUCCACAAAGCUUCAGUUUGACAGGAGGUCGUCAAUUCGUCCUCCUUAUUCCUGUCCAAUCAGAAGAUCUGAAAACUGCUGAACUUUAGAAAGAAUAUAUAUAUAUAUAUAUAUAUAUAUAUAUAUAUAUAUAUAUAUAUGCUUUAUUUACAGUUAUAAGCUUGUCAUCUGAACGGCUAAAAUGGUUCCUGAAUUUAUUUUGUUAUUAAAAUGUAUUUUGAAAAAGAUUAUUGUUUUAAGCUUUAAUAUUUCUAGUCAGUUUUUCUCUUGGUUUUGUCAAUUAAUUGUAACAACCGUGUUUGAUAUUAAUUAGUAACUGACAUAAAUAAUUUAAUUAUUAAGAUCUGGUAUUAUUAUUCUUAAAUAACUCAAAGAUUGCAGUUGUUAAACAUGAUAUUUUUCAAUGCAAAUACAGAGAGAACUAAUGAAUACACAAAUAAAACUGAGUGGAAGCAAGUGAAAGUGUUGGGAUUUCUGGGAAAUGAGCAGGAAAACAAAAACUUGUGGAAAACCGGAGAGAAGCUUUUGGAAAAGGUGAAAUAAACAUCUAAAGGCCAGAUGGACAGAGACUCCGAGGGUGCAAGGUGACAGAGGAAAUCAAUGUGAUUUUGAAAGAUUACAGAAAUCACAUCUGUUUCGUAAUAUGGAGCUGAAAUUGACUUUUCUGGACGAGUAGAUAGUUUCACUUUCAUCUUCUGACAUUUAAGUGUUUUCAACUGAUUAUUCUGUGAUAUUCUGUCUCCCCCUUCAGGUCGAAGCCAAGCAACGCACAUAUUUUAACAUCAAUGUGCACGUUUUUCUGUUUUUGGACGACAAACGUAACCUCUGCAGGAUGAUCGGAGAAUGCGGGAGAAAGAUUGAUAAAUCAUUAAUAAUCAUGACCCAUAAAAACACUAGGAUCACAU
Carassius auratus (goldfish) is the source of this 4066-nucleotide messenger RNA. RefSeq names its product adhesion G protein-coupled receptor E1-like. Gene Ontology annotation, cellular component: plasma membrane. The record is from RefSeq and is a predicted model, not a curated record. Gene Ontology annotation, biological process: cell surface receptor signaling pathway; adenylate cyclase-activating G protein-coupled receptor signaling pathway. The transcript is spliced from 21 exons. NCBI's taxonomy places the organism in Eukaryota, Metazoa, Chordata, Actinopteri, Cypriniformes, Cyprinidae. Gene Ontology annotation, molecular function: calcium ion binding; G protein-coupled receptor activity. The coding region runs from base 431 to 3094 and encodes 887 amino acids.